GGAACGACGUUUUUGAUUUGAUUUUUUUUGUUUGUUUUUUGAUUUGGCAAUUUGUUGAUUUGAUUUUUGUUUCGCGGAUGAUAAUAUCCUCUCAUCAAACACAGAAAAAACAUUCUCAGUUUGACGCGACAUCUUUUGGAACCUAAACGUAUCCACAUAUGUCAAAAUAGUGAAAAAAUAUUGUUUAUUCGAUGACCUUUUCGUUCGAUUCAAUUUUGAUUUUUUCGGUGGUUUGCUUUGGUCUUCAAAAUCUCCCGUUCUGAUUGACCAUCUUUAUCUUUUUUUUUUAAAUCGAUAAUGUGGUGGGAAGCAUUACCAGCUUGUGGUGCCAUGUUGGCAUCCUUAUCUUUGCUUGAAAUAUCUCCAUUUGUUUUUCAUUAUCUAAGUUGGGGUUGUCCUAUGAUGCGUGAAUCAAAUGGACAUAUAUCACGAAUGUUAUUACGUCGUGAUCAACGUAUUGCUGAAGAUUUUGGUAUUCGUUGGGAUGCUAAACAUAUGUAUACUUAUUCAUUUGGUUCAUUAACUGAUCAAGUUAAAACUGAAGGAAAUUAUAGUCAUUAUUUGAAUGCUGAACAACAAAUGUUACAAAAACAACAACAACAAAAAUGAAUUGUUUAGAAUUUUAAUCU
Messenger RNA from Dermatophagoides pteronyssinus (European house dust mite), 629 nucleotides. RefSeq lists its product as uncharacterized. NCBI's taxonomy places the organism in Eukaryota, Metazoa, Arthropoda, Arachnida, Sarcoptiformes, Pyroglyphidae. The record is from RefSeq and is a predicted model, not a curated record.